Fragaria vesca subsp. vesca is the source of this 1253-nucleotide messenger RNA. RefSeq lists its product as uncharacterized. Gene Ontology annotation, molecular function: acyltransferase activity, transferring groups other than amino-acyl groups. NCBI's taxonomy places the organism in Eukaryota, Viridiplantae, Streptophyta, Magnoliopsida, Rosales, Rosaceae. The coding region runs from base 55 to 1050 and encodes 331 amino acids. The record is from RefSeq and is a predicted model, not a curated record. The transcript has 3 exons.
CUCUACUAGUCUACUAACUCCACAUCCACACUGAUCACGUCUGUUUAGACUUCUAUGGCUGCAACAGCUUCACUCUCUCUCUCUUUGGAUCCACACCGCCAUCUCUUCUCCACUCCCCACUUCACUCCCUCCUCAACCUCACUUCUCAUCCCCAAACACCCUUCUAGACUCUUCCACAACUCCAAAUCUUACACUCUCAAAUCCUCCUCCUCUUCUUCUUCUACUACUCCAAGCUCUUCAUUUCUCGAAGCCCCACUAAGAACAGGCAGGUUCCUCAGCAAUGAAGACCUCGAGAAGCUCAAGUCUCUUGAGAAUUUCAGCUACUAUCAGGAGCUUGAAUCCGGGUCGAUGUGGGUUCGGGUCAUGAGGUCAGAGGAGUUGGACAUCACAGUUGGGCUUUUAGCUGAGUCUUUUGCUGAGUCAAUGCUUAUGCCUUCUGGGUAUGUGGCUCUGUUGGGUUUCUUGGUCAAACAGUACUUGAUGGAGAGAAGAGAGCUCAUGCCCCACACUGCUACGCUUAUUGGGUUUUACAGAAGCAACAAAGAUGAAGGUAAAGAUGAGAGCUUUGAGGUUAAAGGUGAGAGCUUUGAGGGUAAAGGUGAGCGCUUUGAGGAGAAAGAUGGAGGGUUUGGAGGAGAAGAUGAAGGUGGAGUUUUGGCGGGAACUGUGGAGGUUUGCUUUGACAAAAUGGGUGCCAAUGCUUCUACUCCGACGCCAACUCCGCCCAAGAAUUCGCCUUAUAUAAGCAACAUGGCAGUGAGGAAGCCGCUUCGGAGGAGGGGAAUUGGCUGGCAUCUUUUGAAGGCAAGUGAGGAACUGAUUUCUCAGAUGAGUUCUUCAAGAGAGGCGUACUUGCAUUGCAGAAUGAUCGAUACAGCUCCAUUCAACAUGUAUACAAAAGCAGGUUACAACAUUGUAAAGACAGAUAGCAUUCUGAUUCUACUGACAUUGCAGAGGCGUAAACACUUAAUGUACAAGAAACUUCCAGUCUUGACCAGCUUUUCAGAAUCAGAAACUUUGUGUUCUGAAGACAAUGAAAAUCAUUAUUGAAUAUGUGAAGUACGUGAUGUGUGUUUUUUAGGAUAAUUGGUCAGAGGUCUUUGAGGGUGAAGAUUAUUCAGCUGAUUGAAGUUUGGCUAGAGGCUGAUUGACCCUAUGUUCCAGCAAGUCGUGCUUUCCUUUGUGUUCACGUAUGGUAGAGAAUUGUUUUGUUGCAGGUAAUCUUAUCAGGCAUUUUCCGUUUUAUUUACGUG